ACCUGCCGCGAUGCGGGGUCAGCCGCCCGCGCCCCCGGGCCCCGCGCUGCCCCUGGCCUUGGCCUUGGCUCUGUGGGCCGGCGCCGCCUCCGCGGCCUCCUUCUUUGGGGAGAACCACCUGCAGGUGCCGGUGACCACAGCUCUGAGCAACAUAGACCUCCGGCUACAAUUCUCCACGUCCCAGCCCGAAGCCCUGCUCCUCCUGGCAGCAGGCCAGGCUGACCACCUCCUCCUGCAGCUCCACUCCGGAUACCUGCAGGUCAGACUCACCCUGGGCCAGGAGGAGCUGAGGCUGCAGACCCCAGCUGAGACUCCGCUGAGCGACUCCGCCGUCCACUCCGUGGAGCUGACUGUGUCAGACAGCGAGGCCUCGUUGUCCGUCGAUGGGCUGCUGAACGCCUCAGCCCCCGUCCUGGGAGCUCCCCUGGAGGUCCCCUAUGGGAUCUUCCUGGGGGGCACUGGGAGCCUGAGCCUGUCCUACCUGAUGGGAGCCAGCCGGCCCCUGAGGGGCUGCCUGCACGCCGCCACCGUCAACGGCCGCAACCUCCUCCGACCGCUGACCCCUGACGUGCACGAGGGCUGCGCUGAAGAGUUUUCUGCUGAUGACAGCGUGGCUCUGGGCUUCUCUGGGCCCCACUCGCUGGCUGCCUUCCCUGCCUGGAACACUCGGGAGGAGGGCACCCUGGCGUUCAUACUCACCACUCGGAGCCGACAGGCGCCCCUGGCUUUCCAGGCGGGCGGCCGGCACGGGGAUUUCAUCUACGUGGACAUAUUUGAGGGCCACCUGCGGGCUGUGGUGGAGAAGGGCCAGGGCACCGUGUUGCUCCACAACAGCGUGCCCGUGGCUGACGGGCUACCCCAUGAGGUCAGUGUCCACGUGGAUGCUCACCAGCUGGAAAUCUCCGUGGACCAGUACCCCACACGGACUUCCAACCGUGGGAUCCUCAGCUACCUGGAACCCCGCGGCAGUCUCCUCCUGGGGGGGCUGGACACAGAGGCCUCCCGCCACCUCCAGGAACACCGCCUGGGCCUGGCCUCGGGGGCCGUCAACGUCUCCCUCCUGGGCUGCAUGGAGGAUCUCAGCAUCAACGGCCAGAGGCAGGGGCUCCGGGAAGCCUCGCUGACUCGCAGCAUGGUGGCCGGCUGCAGCCUGGAGGAAGACGAGUACGAGGAGGACACCUACGGCACCUAUGAAGCUCUCUCCACCCUGGCACCGGAGGCCUGGUCCGCCGUGGAGCUGCCCGAGCCCUGCGUGCCCGAACCGGGGCUGCCUCCCGUCUUUGCCAACUUCACCCAACUGCUGACUGUCAGCCCGCUGGUGGUGGCCGAGGGGGGCACAGCCUGGCUUGAGUGGCGGCACCUGCAGCCCACGCUGGACCUGAGCGAGGCCGAGCUGCGUAAAUCCCAGGUGCUGUUCAGCGUGAGCCGUGGGGCCCGCCACGGGGAGCUCGAGCUGGACGUCCCGGGAGCCCAGGCACGGAAAAUGUUCACCCUCCUGGACGUGGUGAACCGCAAGGCCCGCUUCGUCCACGAUGGCUCGGAGGAGACCUCCGACCAGCUGAUGCUGGAGGUGUCCGUGACCGCCAGGGGCCCUGUGCCCUCCUGCCUCCGGAGGGGCCAGACUUACAUCCUGCCCAUCCAGAUAAACCCGGUCAACGACCCACCCCAAAUCAUCUUCCCCCACGGCAGCCUCAUGGUGAUCCUGGAACACACACAGAAGCCCCUGGGGCCCGAGGUCUUCCAGGCCUACGACCCAGACUCUGCCUGCGAGGGCCUCACCUUCCAGCUCCUUGGCACCGCCCCGGGCCUGCCGGUGGAGCGCCAGGAGCAGCCCGGGGAGCCAGCCACCGAAUUCUCCUGCCGGGAGCUGGAGGCGGGCGGCCUGGUCUACGUGCACCGGAGCGGGCCCGCCCAGGACCUGACGUUCCGCGUCAGCGACGGGCUGCAGGCCAGCGCUCCGGCCACGCUGCAGGUGGUGGCGGUCCGGCCCAGCAUCCGGGUCCGCCACAACACGGGGCUGCGCCUGGCCCAGGGCUCCGCCGCCCCGGUGCUGCCCGCCAAUCUGUCGGUGGAGACCAACGCGGUGGGGCAGGAUGUGAGCGUGCUGUUCCGGGUCGCCGCGGCCCUGCGGUUCGGGGAGCUGCAGAAGCAGGGCGCGGGGGGCGCCGAGGGCGCGGAGUGGCGCCCGGUGCAGGCCUUCCAGCAGCGGGACGUGGAGCAGGGCCGCGUGAGGUACCUGAGCACCGACCCGCAGCACCGCACGGAGGACGCCGUGGAGCGCGUGGCCCUGGAGGUUCAGGUGGGCCAGGAGACCCUGAGCAAUCUGUCCUUCCUGGUGACGAUCCAGAGAGCCACCGUGCGGCUGCUGCGGCUCGAGCCCCUGCGCACCCACACCACGCGGCAGGAGGCGCUCACCGGCGCGCACCUGGAGGCCGCUCUGGAGGAGGGGGCGGGCCCCAGCCCCACCACCUUCCACUACGAGCUGGUUCAGGCCCCCAGGAAGGGUAACCUCAGGCUGCAGGGCGCCCGGCUGUCCGAGGGGCAGGGCUUCACCCAGGAUGACCUGCAGGCCGGCCGGGUGACCUACGGGGCCACGGCGCGCACCUCGGAGACCGUGGAGGACGCCUUCCGUUUCCGCGUCACGGCUCCGCCACAUUUCUCCCCGCUCUACACCUUCCCCAUCCACAUCGGGGGUGACCCCGACGCCCCCGUCCUCACCAACGUCCUCCUCUCCGUGCCCGAGGGAGGCGAGGGCGUCCUCUCCGCGGAACACCUGUUCGUCAAGAGCCUCAACAGCGCCAGCUACCUCUAUGAGGUCAUGGAGCGGCCCCGCCACGGGCGGCUGGUCUGGAGGGGGGCACAGGACGAGGCCACCGCGGUGACGUCCUUCACCAACGAGGACCUGCUGCAGGGCCGGCUGGUCUACCAGCAUGACAACUCCGAGACCACGGAAGACGACAUCCCCUUCGUGGCAACCCGCCAGAGUGAGGGCAGCGGCGGCCUGGCCUGGGAGGAGGUCCGGGGCGUCUUCCGCGUGGCCAUCCAGCCCGUGAACGACCACGCUCCCGUGCAGACCGUCAGCCGCGUCUUCCACGUGGCCCGGGGCGGGCGGCGGCUGCUGACGACCGACGACGUGGCCUUCAGUGACGCCGACUCCGGCUUCGCCGACGCGCAGCUGGUGCUGACCCGCAAGGACCUUCUCUUCGGCAGCAUCGUGGCCGCGGACGAGCCCACGCGGCCCAUCUACCGCUUCUCCCAGGAGGACCUCCGGAAGAGGCGCGUCCUGUUCGUGCACUCCGGGGCCGACCGCGGCUGGAUCCAGCUGCAGGUGUCCGACGGGCGGCACCAGGCCACCGCGCUGCUUGAAGUGCAGGCAUCCGAGCCCUAUCUCCGCGUGGCCAAUGGCUCCAGCCUCGUGGUCCCUCAGGGGGGCCAGGGCACCAUCGACACAGCCGUGCUCCGCCUGGACACCAACCUAGACAUCCGCAGCGGGGAUGAGGUCCGCUACCGUGUCACAGCCGGCCCGCACUGGGGGCAGCUGCUCCGGGCCGGCCAGCCGGCCACAGCCUUCUCCCAACAGGACCUGCUGGACGGGGCCGUCCUCUACAGCCACAACGGCAGCCUGAGCCCGCAGGACACCCUGGCCUUCUCCGUGGAGGCAGGGCCUGUGCUCACGGAUGCCACCCUGCAGGUGACCAUUGCCUUGGAGGGGCCAUUGGCCCCACUGCAUCUGGUCCAGAACAAGAAGAUCUACGUCUUCCAGGGGGAGGCAGCUGAGAUCAGAAAGGAUCAGCUGGAGGCAGCGCAGGAGGCAGUGCCGCCCGCCCAAAUUGUGUUCUCGGUGAAGACCCCGCCGCGGGCCGGCUACCUGGUGAUGCUGUCCCGCGGCGCCUCCGUGGCCGGGCCGCCCAGCUGGGACCCCGUGCAGAGCUUCUCCCAGGAGGCGGUGGACGCCGGCAGGGUCCUGUACCUCCACUCCCGCCCCGAGGCCUGGAGUGACUCCUUCUCCCUAGACGUGGGCUCAGGCCUGGGUGCGCCCCUCGAGGGCGUCCGCGUGGAGCUGGAGGUGCUGCCCGCCACCAUCCCACUGGAGGCACAGAACUUCAGCGUCCCCGAGGGCGGCAGCCGCGUGCUGGCCCCCCCGCUGCUCCAGGUCGCCGGGCCCUACUUCCCUGCACUGCCCGGCCUCGAACUGCGGGUCCUCGAGCAGCCCCUGCACGGGGCCCUGCGGAGAGAGGAGGCCCCUCAAGCGGGGACCCUCAGCGCUUUCUCCUGGAAAGAGGUAGAACAGCAGCAGAUCCGCUAUGUGCACGACGGGAGUGAGACGCUGACAGACAGCUUCACCCUAGUGGCUAACGCCUCCGAGCUGGACCGCCAGAGCCACCCUGUGGCCUUCACCAUCACCGUCCUGCCCGUCAAUGACCAACCGCCCAUCCUCACCGCAAACACAGGCCUAACGAUGUGGGAGGGGGCCACCGUGCCCUUCCCUCCGGAGGCCCUGAGGGGUGCGGACAGCGACUCGGGCCCGGAGGACCUGGUCUACACCAUCGAGCGGCCCAGCAACGGGCAGGUGGUGCUGCGGGCGGCGCCAGGCACCGAGGUGCACAGCUUCACGCAGGCCCAGCUGGACGACGGGCUCGUGCUGUUCUCACACAGAGGAGCCCUGGACGGAGGCUUCCGCUUCAGCCUGUCCGACGGCGAGCACGCUUCCCCCGGACACUUCUUCCGCGUGACGGCCCAGAAGCAGCUGCUCCUCUCCCUGGAGGGCAGCCGGACGCUGACCGUGUGCCCAGGGUCGGUCCAGCCGCUCAGCAGCCAGAGCCUGAGAGCCAGCUCCAGUGCCGGCACCGAUCCGCAGCACCUGCUCUACCGGGUGGUGCAGGGCCCCCGGCUGGGCCGCCUGCUCCGCGCCCAGCAGGGCGGCACCGGGGAGGUCCUGGUGAACUUCACGCAAGCCGAGGUAUACGCGGGGGAUGUUGUGUAUGAGCACAAGAUGCCUGCUGAGCCCUUCUGGGAGGUCCACGACGCCCUGGAGCUCCGGCUGUCCUCGCCCCCCGCCCCCGACGUGGCCGCCACCCUGGAGGUGGCCGUGUCCUUCGAGGCCGCCUGCCCGCAGCGCCCCAGCCGCCUCUGGAGGAACGAGGGUCUCUGGGUGGCCGAGGGCCAGCAGGCGGACAUCACCAGCGCCGCCCUGGACGCCUCCAACCUGCUGGCGCGCGUCCCCGCCGCGCUGCGCGCCCGGCACGACGUGCUGUUCCAGGUGACGCGGUUCCCGGCGCGGGGCCGGCUGCUGCUGGCGGGGCGGGCGCUGCACGCGGGCCGGGCGCACUUCCUGCAGUCGGAGCUGGCGGCGGGGCUCCUGGCCUACGCGCACGGCGGCGGGGGCGCGCAGCCCGACGGCUUCGGCUUCCGCGCGCAGCUGCAGGGCCCCGCGGGCGCCGGGCCGGCGCGCUCCCCGCGCUCCCCCGCGCUCCCCGACGAGGCCUUCGCCGUGCGCGUGGGGGCCGCGGCGUCCGAGCCGCUGCGCCUGCCCCGCGGCUCCCGCGCGCCCGUGUCCCGCGCGCAGCUCCGCGUGCAGCUCCCGGGCGCCGCGCCCGCCGACGUGCAGUACGAGGUGCGGCGCGCGGCCCCCGGCGGCUUCCUGAGCCUCGCGGGCGCGGGCGCGGGCCCGGUGCGCCGCUUCUCGCAGGCCGACGUGGACGCGGGCCGCCUGGCCUUCGUGGCCAACGGCAGCAGCGUGGCGGGCGUGCUGCAGCUGAGCGCGUGGGCCGGCGCCAGCCCGCGCGUGCCCGUGGCGCUGGCCGUGGACGUGCUGCCCGCCGCCAUCGAGGUGCAGCUGCGCGCGCCCCUGGAGGUGCCCCAGGCGCUGGGGCGCUGCGCGCUCGGGCCGCGGCAGCUGCGCGUCGUGUCGGACCGCGCCGAGCCCGAGGCCGCCUACCGCGUGACCCGGGCGCCGCGCUUCGGGCAGCUCCUGGUGGCGGGCAGGCCGGCCGGCGCCUUCAGCCAGCGGCAGGUGGACCGCGGCGACGUGGAGUUCGCCUUCACCGACCUGUCCUCCCCGCGCGACCGCUUCGCCGUCCUGGCCCACGCGCGGGGCGCCAACGCCACGGCCACGGUGGACGUCACGGUCGCGGCGCUGCUGCGGGUCGGGCCCCGGGGGCCGUGGCCGCAGGGCGCCACCCUGCGCCUGGACCCGGCCGUCCUGGACGCCGCCGAGCUGGCCAACCGCACGGGCGGGGAGCCGCGCUUCCGCCUGCUGGCCGGGCCCCGGCUGGGCCGCCUGGUGCGCGUGGCCCGCGCGGGGCCGGAGCCCGUGGAGCAGUUCACGCAGCGGGACCUGGAGGGCGGGAGGCUGGGGCUGCAGCUGGGCCGCGCCCCCGGCCCCACGGGCGACAGCCUCACGCUGGAGCUGUGGGCGCCCGGCGUCCCCCCGGCCGUGCUCUCCCUGGACUUCCACACCGAGCCCUACGACGCGGCGCGCCCCUACGGCGUGGCCCUGCUCAGCCUCCCCGAGGAAGCCGGGGCACCCGACAGCGGCGCCCCGGCCACGGGCCAGCCGGGCGCGCCAGGCCCCAGCCCCGGGCCCACCGCGGCCAGCGGCGGCUUCCUGGGCCUCCUGGAGGCCAACAUGUUCAGCAUCAUCAUCCCCGUGUGCCUGGUCCUCCUGCUCCUGGCCCUGCUCCUGCCGCUGCUCUUCUACCUGCGCAAGCGGAACAAGACGGGCAAGCACGACGUCCAGGUGCUGACCGCCAAGCCCCGCAACGGCCUGGCCGGCGACACCGAGACCUUCCGCAAGGUGGAGCCGGGCCACGCCAUCCCGCUCACGGCCGUGCCCGGCCAGGGGCCCCCGCCCGGCGGCCAGCCCGACCCAGAGCUGCUGCAGUACUGUCGGACACCCAACCCCGCCCUCAAAAACGGCCAGUACUGGGUGUGAGGCCUGGCCCCGGGCCCAGAUGCGGAUCAGGCCAGGGACAGGCUUGCUCGGGCCCCGGCCCCGUCGCUCCCGGGCCCCCCGGGGCCGCUGAGCAUCCCCCAGAGCCGGAGACACCCGGGGACGUCCGGGGCGGGCGGCGCCGCGAGGCAGUCCCAGGGGCCCGGCACCAGGCAGCGGCAAGAGCCGGGGUCUCCCCAGCCUUCUCCACGCCUGGAGAAUUGCGAGGGGGCCGAGGUCAGGGCCUGGAGUCCGUCCCCCUGCCCGGGAGCCGGGUUGAGCUGUCAAAACCAGGGUGACCUCCUAGAUAUGUCAGGACUCUGGAUCCUGGGCCUGUGAUCUUCGGUAAGUCACAGCUGACCUGGGCUGCCGAGAGGGCAAGGAGAGGACGGGGCGGGGGGGGGGGGGGGGGGGGACAGACGGGGACUCCCGGCUUUCCCACGCCAGACCAGGCCUCCCUUUGUUUCUGCCCCAGAGUUGACGGGAAAACUUUUUCCCCUGGUUUUUUAGGGAGACGGUAUUCCCUGGAGCAGAGGGCAGGAGGAGGGAGCCCCUCCCCUCUCUAGGAGACAUAAGCCAGUAGAAUAAUAUAUUCAGGGUGCAAAACGGGGUGGGUUGCUCUGGGGCUGGGUUUAUUUAAGGGGGACUGCCGGGAAGCUAUUUAACACAAUGUCGAGCUAGCCCAGACCCAUGGAGCCCCUGACAGUGUGGGAUGGAGGAAGGUCUGAGGCCGCUUCAUACCCAGAGCCCCACCUUGACAGGCUGAGGGCUCGGGAGGCCCCGUGGGUCUGCGGCCAUACUGGGGCCAGGCCAGGGGCCACUGCAAUGCCUGCGCUCCCCCGAGGACGGGGUGCGAGCAGUUGGGCGCACUCAACUCCAUGAGGCUUGGAUAAAUGGUGCUGUGGAGGUUCUGGACAGCUGUGUGUUGUUUGUCUGACCAUGCACUGGGCCCUUCCUUGCCCACACCGGCCUGCACUCCCCUGGGGCAGGCCAUCCCCCCGGGCCUCUGCCGGCAGGCUGCACAGGGCCACGGGAGCCCCCAAUUUCCACCUCCGGGGGCCUUUCAAAUCCCCUCUGCCCCCACCUGUGUAGGAAGGUGGGCCGGUCUUUAUGGGACGGGACUAAAGCCCUUCGGUUUAGUGGAGAGAAGCUAGGCCCCCUCUGAGAAGCUCAAAGAAACCGUGAAAUCAGGAGAUGUAUUCCGUGUCCCGGGCACAGAUUUCUUGGCCCGAGUUUUGGCCUCCACAGCCUCGACCCUUUCCACCUACCUCUCAAGAGAUUGGAGCAGCAAAUGUCAGGAGACUGAGGGGGACGAAGGGAUCCCACGGCUGGGACCUGGUGUGUGGGGGAGGCUGCGGGGACCGCCACAGGUGCCUUCCCUUGGCUCCCCGGACGUGUUCACAAGGAAGAUUUCUAUUGCUCUCCACCCCCACAAGACCGAGGGUGCUCCUUCUCCAAGGUAGGGUAAGCAGCAAGGACUCUGAAAACCCCACUGUCCCGAGAGGCCAUCAUCUGGCUAGAGAUGGGUUUGAGAUACAGGGUCCCCAGAUGACCCUCUACGAGCUGCUAAAGAGCCACCACCUCCUGCCCCUCUUCCUUCGAGGGUUGUGGGCAAGAAGGACAGAUUCUGGAUCCCAGAUGAUCCCGCCCCAGCAGGAAGCUGAAGUCCUCAGGGGAAAAGCACGGGAGGUGUCUGAGCUCUGGGGUCGGGAGCCCAGGGCCUGAGCACAGUCAGAUUGGGGGUGGAGAGCCCCAGCCAGCCCCUGACAGCUGACCGGUGCCUCUAUCUGUAACAUCUGAACCAGGAACCAGGGCAAGAGAGGAAAUUCCCUCUACCCCCUGUGCUGCCCCUAGCGUGCCCUGCCAGGAAGCUUCCCAGCACCCCCUUCACAUCUCGGCAUCCCCCGAGGCCCUCCUCUGCUCACAGGAUUUGGGCAGGUCACACAUCGCGGUAUAUAUCACUGCUCAGAGGGCCCCCGGAGGACCAAGGGCAGGCCGAGAAUCAGAGCGGGUCAGGUGUCGUCCAGCCACGCCGCGGGGCAGUCCUUAGAACAGACCAGACCUCAGGGCCCAGCCGACUCUUCUUGCCACACCGAAGAGCCGGCCCCCAGAGACCGCGGCCAGGGGUCCCCGUAGAUGGGGCGGCUUGAAAUCCUGGCCUGGCUGCCUGCUACAGCCUAGGCUCCCCGGCACCCCUGGGGCCAGCCUCAUGCAGGGGGCCCUGCCAAGGACGUCUCCGUACCACACCCCAUGUGCUCCUGGAGCUUGGGGCCGUUGGGGCCGGAUCCUAGGGCCCCAGUAUCUGGCACCAGUCUCCACCAGGGCGACUAGUUUCCCCGGGAGUGUAAGCAGAGACCCGGGUGACAGACCCGCCAGGCAGGAUCUGGCCUCAUCUCCGGUUUCCACCCCCCCCGCCCCCCCCCCCCCCGGGACUGACGACACCCUCUCUGUUGGCCCAGCGCAGCCACCCCCUCCCAAGGGAGCUGGCACAGGCUGACACUGCUCCGGCUCCCUGCGGCCGUGCUGGACGGGGCUGGCACGUAGGGCGCCGUGCACGCGGCUCCGCGAGGACCGGGGACGGGGUCUUUCACCGGAACAGCGGCCUUGGAUCCCACUCCAAACGUGGGGCUCAAUUUCCGUAAAUCCCUCGCAGGCUUCAGAUGCGCUUCCAGGGCCUAACGGGAUUGCUAUCCGCUCUGCCAAAUAACCGCUGCCCCUCACUCUAAGAAGCCGUCUCCUCCCAGGCACGGAGAGAGGAGCCCAACCUGUGCACAGUGUUUAGGGAUGUCUGGGAGCCGCUGACCCUCUUACACACACACACACACACACACACACACUGCACUUCUGCACGGCUGGGUACCUUUAGACCUUCAGACAUAAACGCCCGCCUAUGCCAUUCGUACACGCACACGUAUGCAGGUACACACAAACUUCGGACACAAGUACUCCUCACUCGUGGCCCGCAGUCCGCAGAGCUGGCCGCGUGGAGCCGAAGGCUAGGUGGGAGUCCUUGACCAUCCGGAGACCCAGCCCGACCUCAGCAGAGCCAAGAAGUGGAACUACAGCAGGAGGGGUGCUAGUGGAGGGGAGCGGGGGAACAGGGUAGGGAGGGCCCAGGUCUUGGAAGUCCUGCCCACCACCCUAAACACUUGAGCCUCUUAGAUGCUAACGAAGGGGCUCCCUGUGAGCCCCCCUCCUCGUACUAGGAGCUGGCCCUUUAAGUGGAGUUGCUAUGGCAGCUGUGAAACCCACGGAGCCAGAACCAUCCGCCUCCAAUAGGAAGCCAGAGAACUGGAUCUCUCCCCCGCCCCUGCUCCACCUCUCCCGACUGGGGGGGAAGUGCCAGGGCACUGGCAUCUUCCUCUGGGCCCUGCAGAUUCAGGUCCCUAAAGGAGUGGAGGCACCGGGGCAGCCCCCAGACUUCUCUGGGCAGGUCCUGCUCCUUGCCAGAACACGGGAGGAAGCCUUGGAUGGAGCCAGGAUGGGAACCUGACCUGCUGGACCCCUGUCCCCACAGCCCCCUCCUAGCCGAGUCUCUCCUGGUCAGCGCCAUCCCUGUACAGUUACUGCUAGGAUUAGGCGGGCAUUGGCGAGGGGAUCCUAUGCCCAAAGAUGCUGGGGGAGAUGCACCCCCAACCCACCGAGUCCACCCAGACGCGCCCGUGGGUAACGAGCACCCCGUGGUGUGUGCCCUAACCCAGGCAUGCCAGCUGGCCGCUGAGAGAGGCCCGGAGUGGGAAGGCAGCUGGCUCUGAGAGUGCUGGGUCUUCUCGCUGUGGGGCAGCCACGCGGCUGCUGAUGCUGAGCAUGCCCCCUCCCUCCUGGCCAGCGCCUGUGCGUCCCGAGGUACAGUGUCUAACUCAUUAAGGACGCCAGCUCCGCAGGGGCACCCGGGUGGCUCAGUCAGGUAAGCAUCCAACUCUGGAUUUCGGCUCAGGUCAUGAUGUCAGGGUGUGAGAUCAAGCCCCAAGUCAGGCUCCACACCGAGCACGGAGCCCGGGGUUAAGAUUCUCUCCCUCUCCCUCUGCUCUUCCGCCUCCACACAUGCUCCCUCUCUCUCUAAAAAAAAAGCAAGCCACAGCCUCAGAGGGCCAGCAGGAUAAGUGUGGGUUGUGCUGCGCUCCGUCACAAUGCAGAGGUCGCAGGACCCCCUAAAGACAAAAGUAACUCUUGGUUAAAUCAACCAGUGGCCAACAAGGGACUUUCCUACCCAAACACAGCCUCAGCGGGGGGCUUGAGGGGCUCCCAUGCCCUCCAACCUGGGCACUCCCAGCUCUGUUAGCCCAAAGCCUAGAGCUAAUACCAAGGCCUCGUGAGGUCACAGAGGGCUCAAGCGACCCAGUCUCUGGGUCCUGAAGGCCCAAACUAGAUGGGUUGUCAAAGGCUUUGUUGCUCAAAGUGCAGUCCAUGGACCAGGAGCAUCACGGGAACUUUUAGAAAUAAGAACUCCUGGGACACCCGGCUGGCUAGUCGGAUGGGCAUGCGACUCGAUCGCAGGGUUGUGAGUUCGAGCCCCACCUUAAGUGGAGAGAUUACUUAAAAAUAAAAUCCUUAAAAAAAAAAAAAGAAAGAAAGAAAGGAAAUGAAAUGAGGUCUCUCAGGCCUCACGCCAGAUCUGCUGAAUCAGACUCUGCAUUUUAACAAACAGUAGAGUUUAAGACACAUGGACUUAAGUCCUCCCCCUUGACCUCUAAUUGAAGAAACGGAGCUGCGAGAGGCAGGGACCGGGCCAAGAUCAUAGUAAGUCAGUGACAGAGCUACAAGGAGGUCAGACCCGGUGAUCCAGGGCCAGAGCUCUGUCUGCCAGUGCGAGCUGUCCGUCCUUCUUCCCCACACUCUUCUGAGGUCCCUAUAGCCCCUGCAGAUUUGGGGGAUAGGGUUCUGCUGUGGGGGUUCCUGCUCUAGGGGCCUCCACUGAGGGCAAGAGGGAAGCAGAGGACGAGGCUGGUAGCCAGGUCUGAUCCAGUGGGGAGGGUCUGCAGAAGAAGCCCGCUCCCUUCCUUACCUCCCAAAGACCAGUUCCUUGGAGAGGGCGGGAGCCCCCUACCACCCUGCCUUCUGCAGUGCAGUUGGUCCCUCCCUCCCCACCUGUCCGGGCUGUACCUGCAGGGGGGGGCCAGAGGAGGGGUGCAGCCAAGGUUCCCAGUAAGUGCAGCGGGUGCCCCCCACAGUAGAGCAGCAGCAGCCAGCAGAGGAGGGGGAAAGGAGCUGCCUGUCAGGCCACUGCCCAGGCCUGGCCAACAAGGAGGGGAGGGGCUUCCGAGAGCACCCUGUCCUGUCCUGUCCUGUCCUGUCCUGCAGAGGGGUGGGAAGGAAGAGAGGCUGGACCACCGACUGUCCCUUCUGGCCCCCAGAACAAAUGCUGCCUCCCCCAGCCCUGGUGCCGUGAGUGCCUUGGCGGCCCCUAACCGCCCUCCCCUCCCAGGUGGCCGAGUCCCCAGCAAUACCCAUAGUUCAAUGCUCUGUGCCCAUCAGGGCAUUGUCCAGCCAGACCCAGGGCUACGUACAUAGCAGAUGUCCAGUAAACAUCUCUUGCCAGAAUACAGCCCCUCCCUUCCCGCAGUCUAAGGGGUCUCUAACCAUCAAUCCCCCCAGACCCCGUAUCCUGGCUUCCCUCAUCCCCAGGGGUGCUAGCACGGCUCCCAACUGCUGCUCUGGCCCCCAGACCCCUUCCAGGGCUCUGGUAGGCCUGACCCCAAGUCCUAAGUUUCUAAGGAGCAGUCUGUCCCUGCCAGGCUCUUCAGCACUCACCCCUCUCUUCCUCUGUACUCACCUGUGAUGCUCUCCUGCCAGAUACCUGGGGCCUAGCUGCUCAGAAGCACCUGGACAGAACAUUGUGACCACACUGUAUGUGGGAGCCCACCCCCUAUGGGAUCACACUGAUUCCAUGGGACAGGAGGAGGAGACAACCCAGACCCCCUUACACUCAGGCUUCCCCGGCCGACAGCUCCUCCUCAGAGCCUCCAGGAGCCCCAGGCCACUGUGCCAGCUGCUCUAACUACCGGAGGCCUCACCUGAUGCCAACCUUCAGGGGCAGCAGCAGAGCUGAGCCCCAGGUGCUCCACCUUUACCUGACCCAGAGGACCCUGCAUUCAAUCAGAGGUCUGGGUGCCAUCCUUAGAGGAGUGAAGGGGACCUUCACAGUCACACAGCAGACCUCCUGGAAGCUCAAAACCCUUCUGGAUGCCCAAGAUGCAUCUUUCGGCACUGAGAUUCCAGCCCCUAGAGAGGCAUCAGGGCAAGUGUGUGAGAUCCAGGGAUGCCAGACAGGCUGGCCGGGGCACAGACCUCCCAAGAACCAGAGAGCAGCAGGGAGAACCCUGUUGGGUCUUGUUGGAGAAGGUGGAGCAUUUUCUACAGGACUGUUGAGCAAGCAGGCAGGGGGUGAGGCUGCUGGAGCCGAGCACUCCUGGAAGGCUGUGAGUCAGGGCGAAGGCCUCCUCCUGAGUCAGCCCUGCUAAAGGGUUGCCCUGUGGGCGCGGCUCCUGGACUAGGCAACUGGGGUGGGGCCUGUGGACCCCGGAAGGUUCCAGGCCCCCGGACUUCAGCCCCUCUGCCCCAUGAGCUGCCCUGAGAACCUCAGUCUGGGGAUAAAACCCAUAAACUAAAGGAGGGAGGGCACCAAUGGUGAUUGCGUCUGCCCGAGGAGCUUGGACAAGUCCACCCCCCUGUGGAUGGGACGUGCGACCCUGGAAAGCACAGAGCCAGGCCUGGGAGAGCUGCUUUCUGCCCCCAGCCCCGCCUCCUGUCGUCACUGGUGCCCUGAAUGGUACGAGAUUGGUCAGCGUCCCCCCACCCCCACCGCCCCGCACCUGAAUCAGACCCCGUGGAAGCAGUGCGACCGACCGAGGCUGCUUUCCAAAGGGUCAGUGUUGUGGCAAAGCUCUUAGAACAGCACCAGGCACAUAGUAAAUGCUCAAUAAAUGCUGACUAUUAUUAUCAGCACUGCUAUAAUGGUGGUUAUUAUUGAAUUGCCCGGCAUAUUAUAGAAGCUUAAUAAAUGUUCAAAUUGA
Messenger RNA from Canis lupus familiaris (dog), 13944 nucleotides. RefSeq names its product chondroitin sulfate proteoglycan 4 (gene CSPG4). NCBI's taxonomy places the organism in Eukaryota, Metazoa, Chordata, Mammalia, Carnivora, Canidae. The record is from RefSeq and is a predicted model, not a curated record.